AUGAUGCUGCGAACGACGACCCAGCGCGGCCUGCUGCCAUCGGCGGCGUUCCGAUCGAUCCCAACACGCUCAGUGGCUACACCUGCUUUCCGUCUCGGCCCUUCCGAAUCCUGGCGACAAUCCUCGCGCUCGAUACCGGACAGUGCACGCGCUGCUCCCUCGUCGAUUCGCCUUUUCAGCUGCUCGAGCAUGGUGGCGCAACCUACGGCCAAGUACAGCGCCUCGCCGCUGAGUGACGGAGAAUAUCACAAGCUGUCGAACCAGGCGAUCGACUCGCUCACCGAGACGUUUGAAACGCUGCUCGAGGAUGCAGACGUGGACGCACUCGAGCAAGAGGCUCGAUCCAACAUGCAGGGAGCCUCUCGCGGAUCGCCUUCGUCCGAAUGGGACAUCGAAUGCGCCUCUGGCGUCAUGAACCUCAGGUGCGGCGUGCACGGGACGUGGGUCAUCAACAAGCAGCCUCCCAACAAGCAGAUCUGGCUAUCCAGCCCCAAGAGCGGGCCCAAGAGGUUCGACUACGACGCCGACACCAAGACGUGGUUCUGCCACAAAGAGGGCGAAACGUCUACACUGCACGAGCUCCUUCAGGGCGAGCUCUCCGAGGUCUUUGCGACCGACGUCGAGGUCCUGCUGGAAGACGAGUAG
Moesziomyces aphidis is the source of this 645-nucleotide messenger RNA. The record is from the annotation of a GenBank genome assembly. NCBI's taxonomy places the organism in Eukaryota, Fungi, Basidiomycota, Ustilaginomycetes, Ustilaginales, Ustilaginaceae.